This is a messenger RNA of Pelobates cultripes (western spadefoot toad), 724 nucleotides long. The record is from the annotation of a GenBank genome assembly. Lineage: Eukaryota; Metazoa; Chordata; Amphibia; Anura; Pelobatidae.
AUGUUGUCACCUGCUGAAGAAACAGACAAACCCACAGAGAUACAACAGGGACGGUCCAGCUCCAGAGAGCGCAGCUUAACAGAAAAAGGCCAAGUAAUGCACGAAGAAACCGCUAAGAAAAAUGAAAAGGCAUUUACCAAGGCAUACGACUCUUGGAAGGAGCUAGCAAAAGAACUUAGGACGAAGUUAAAGACUUUCUGCUCAACUGAAGACCUUGAUACAAGACUGAAGAGAUCAAAGCCAAAGAAGCGUUAGUACACCAACAGUAUGAGUCCAUUUGCAGCAAUCAUUCCACUACCUCAGAUGUUGUUAACAGAAUGGAUGCAUGUGUCGCUUAACAGCUGAAAUCUGCGACCUCACCAGUAAACGGCUAGAGAAUAUAGACGCAAUCUUUAAUGAUCGACUUGAGAAGGAAAGAGUGAGAAUGGUACUUAAUAAAGAGGAGUACGAGUCAGUCUUUGGAAACACAGAAACAGAAACUGCCUUUUCAGAGUCACUUCAAGGCUCAGACUCAAGCUCAAGAGCCACCUCCAGAUCUUCUAGCAGACGAGCAGAAGCCGACCUUGCACCCAAGAUAGAGCAGGCAAAGGCAAUGCAACAGAUGCGUGAGCAACAAGCUAAGCUGAACAAACUGGAGAGUAAAUUAAAGCUUAAAGAGGCACAAAUGCUAGCAGAAAUUAAACUGAAGUUGGAUGAGGAAAAGACAAGACUACAACAGCUUUAA